UCGCUUCCGCUCCCGCGAUCGGUCGGUCGGUUCGGUCGGUCGAUCGAUCGAAUCGAUCACUGACCUAGCGAUUCGAUCGCCUGCUACUCCGCCGGUGGCGAUGGCUCCUGAUCUCCUCCGCCUGCCGCUCGGGAGGAAGUAGUUAAGCCCGUAUGGAGUGCUUUGAUGAGCAGAUAAUAUCAUGUUGCAGUGUAUGGACGGAAUAAAGCAUUUGUUCGCUUCUAUACUGCAGUGUUGUGAUCUUGAUCUGUAUAAGCAAUCGAGAGGCCUCGAAGAUCCUGAGCUUCUCGCUAGGGAGACUGUGUUCAGUGUGAGUGAAAUUGAAGCGCUCUACGAGCUUUUCAAAAAAAUUAGCAGUGCUGUGAUCGAUGACGGUCUGAUUAACAAGGAAGAAUUCCAGUUAGCAUUAUUUAAGACAAAUAAAAAGGAGAGUUUGUUUGCUGACCGGGUGUUUGACUUGUUUGACACAAGACACAAUGGAAUACUAGGUUUUGAAGAGUUUGCCCGUGCUCUAUCUGUUUUUCAUCCAAAUGCACCUCUUGACGACAAGAUUGAAUCAGUUUCUUUUCAACUGUAUGAUCUAAAGCAGCAAGGUUUCAUUGAGAGGCAGGAGGUGAAGCAAAUGGUGGUAGCUACACUUGCGGAAUCUGGCAUGAAUCUUUCGGAUGAUGUCAUAGAGAGUAUAAUUGACAAGACUUUUGAAGAAGCAGACACAAAGCAUGAUGGAAAGAUCGACAAGGAAGAAUGGAGAAGCCUCGUUUUGCGACAUCCUUCCCUUCUGAAGAAUAUGACUCUCCAAUAUCUUAAGGACAUCACUACCGCAUUCCCAAGUUUCGUGUUCCAUUCACAAGUCGAUGAUUCAUGACGUCAAAGACUCAAAGCUGCAUUUCGAAAUACUAGUGAAGAUUUUGUAGUUUUUUUUCUUCUCUUUGAAGAUAUUGCGGCCACUGUGUAUCAGUGAGUUCAGAAGAGAGAUUUGUCGUUCUGAUUGUUUGUAAAUUCAGCUUUUGAUGGAGUGUGUUUGUCUGUCUUCCUGCUCGAGAUGCGAUACGGAUUGCCAUGUUUCUCUGGGGCAAGAAAUUGUUGAAGGCACUGGGAUAAUUCAGUUGAUGUCCGAACAUGCGGUUAAAAACUCCCUGUGACAUUCUAUUA
Syzygium oleosum is the source of this 1152-nucleotide messenger RNA. Its product is annotated as calcineurin B-like protein 3. Gene Ontology annotation, biological process: calcium-mediated signaling. The record is from RefSeq and is a predicted model, not a curated record. The transcript has 9 exons. Lineage: Eukaryota; Viridiplantae; Streptophyta; Magnoliopsida; Myrtales; Myrtaceae. Bases 182 to 865 code for a protein of 227 amino acids. Gene Ontology annotation, molecular function: kinase binding; calcium ion binding.